Symbiodinium sp. CCMP2456 is the source of this 1617-nucleotide messenger RNA. The record is from the annotation of a GenBank genome assembly. Lineage: Eukaryota; Dinophyceae; Suessiales; Symbiodiniaceae.
AUGUUUCACAAGAGAGAGAAGGAAUACCGAUCUGCAGAUGUUCCUCCAACUAAGCGGCUGAAGGCGAACAUCGGAGAUCUCUUUUUAGCGAACCAGACAUCGGGACAAAGGGCUCAGGAGCUGUUCGAGGAUGCAAAUGCAGCUGGCCUUACUCAGGCCAAGGAGCUUUGCAAGGGCCUGGGCAGCGACUAUGCAGUCAAGCUGAUUCAGAGCCCGAAUGCAGCUCGCGACUUGUCUAGGAGGCUUUUGAAGCGAUGUCUAUGGCCUCAUGUAUACUUCGCUUCUAUUCCGGUACUGGAUUUGAAGAAGCAGACCGAAACAACAAUCGACCUUCCAUUUUUGCUACCCCAUGACCAUGCAUGCAAAAAGGAUUUGCUGCAACGAUCCGGCAUGUGCGAGGCCAGUUUGGCCCAUCUCUUGAAGAUGGAGCAAGAGUUUGAUGCAAGCGGGCUGGGUGAGGCCAACAAAGGCCUCAGGCUUCCGAUCACCGUCAUUCCCAAGCAUUUUUGCAUCAAGUUUCGAACUUUCGAUUGCAUUCUGGGAGUGGUGGCCUGGAGCAUGCAACAAGCAUGCAUGGGGAUCAUGCCCAGAAGAAGGCAUGAUGGCUCAGAGUGGUCGCAGGACUCUGAUGCAGCUAGGGCGAGAUGGGGUGGUUCCUCCAUAGGCCUGCGAAGCUUCUUACUGGAAGUAAGAGGAGACUGGGCAAUGCGAAAAGAUAUUUUUGCUUUUCCCGGCUGGAAAGAAAACACUGGGAUUUGUCACGUUUGCCGCUGCAACACGGAGACCAUGGACCAAUUUGAUGCUGAGGCUGAGUGGAAGGUUCAGCCUCCCUUGGAGCACUGGGAGCUGAUGGACAGGAUCAUGUUCAGAGGCAUGCACAUCAGCCAGGUGUUUGGUUGCCCUGGCCUGACUGCGAAGCAGAUCUUAUUUGAUUGGCUCCAUAAUUUCGAUCAAGGCAUCACCGCUGACUUUUUAGGAAAUGUUUUUUAUCACCUGAUUUCUCAAGAGGGUUACCUGCCAGGUACCAGCAGGCCUCAAAAGAUCAAAGAGCUGUACAAAAAACUCCGGCAGUACUACAGCUCAGAUGGCAACAUGAGCACAGACAGUCGGCUCAACACACUGACUGAAACGAUGAUCCGCAAGACGAGUACUUCCUCGCCGAAAUUGCGAGCCAAGGCAGCAGAGGCCAGAGCUUUGGUACCCUUUGUGCUGCAGUUGUGCCAGGAGGCUUUCCCUCCUAAUGCAUGCACUGAGAAAGAAGCUUGCAUCAGAGAAGCUGCCGUGAGAUUGCAGGAUUGUUAUGCCAUGCUGCAGAAUGACAGGUACAACCAGGAGGCCCUUGUGGCAUCUUGUACACAGUUUUGCCUUUUGGUGAAAGCCUUGCGAGAUCCGGAAGCAUGCUUCUGGAAGAUUAAACCGAAACACCACGGUGCCCUCGAGGUCUGCUUGCAGCAAGGAAGUCCCAGCCUCACGUGGACGUACAGAGAUGAGGACAUGGGCGGAUACCUUGCAAGCCUGGCCCGAUUGAAGGGCGGUUCGCACAACCCCAGAUCUGUUGCCUUCUCUGUCCUGCAGAGGUGGAGGGCCAAAGGCCUGCCACAUCUUAAUCCCAGCUGA